CGCACUCCACCCGGGCCGGAGGCUGCGACGAUGCCUCUAACCACUGACCACGGCUGGAACCUUGGGCACAUUUCCUUCACCGUGGAAUAGAAAUCUAUUCCUCUUUAGCUAAUUUAGCCUCUCACCGUUUAAAAUGUGUUUUAUUUCCAAGCUGGCGACGAGGUGAGGUGAAAGCGACGGCGCUGGAAGCCCAAGAUAGAAGCGCUUUAGUGAGAGGAGUACGGAGGGGAGGGAGGCAGGGAAGGAGACCGCGGCGCUGUGUUGUCUUCUAAGAGGAUAAAGAGGGGGGGUAAAAGGGAAAUCGAGCUAUAUUUAAGCGGGCUGUUUCGGGCCAGCCUCUGGUGCCACCAUGAGCAGCAGCGGGCCGGAUGAGAGCUCGGUGCGAGUCGCCCUGAGGAUCCGUCCUCAGCUGGCCAAAGAGAAGAUUGAGGGCUGUCACAUCUGUACGUAUGUGAUGCCAGGAGAGCCCCAGGUGGUCCUAGGUAAGGACAAGGCCUUCACCUUUGAUUAUGUCUUCGAUAUGGACACCCAGCAGGAAACGCUCUACACCCACUGCACCGAGAGGCUCAUCGAGGGCUGCUUUGAGGGCUACAACGCCACAAUCUUUGCGUAUGGACAGACGGGUUCAGGAAAGACGUACACCAUGGGAACCGGCUUCGAUGUCAACAUUGGAGAGGACGAGCUGGGCAUCAUUCCCCGAGCCGUGAACCACCUGUUCAGAGGAAUUGAGGAGCGCAGACAGGCUGCCACCGAGCAGGGCAGGCCUGUACCAGAGUUCAAGAUCAAUGCGCAGUUCCUGGAGCUGUACAAUGAGGAGGUGCUGGACCUGUUCGACACAACUCGAGACCUCGAAGCCAGGAAGCAGAAAUCCAACAUCAGAAUCCACGAGGACGCCACCGGAGGCAUCUACACCGUGGGCGUCACCACCCGCACCGUCACCUCUGCGGCCGAGAUGAUUCAGUGUCUGAAACUGGGCGCUCUGUCUCGCACCACCGCCAGCACCCAGAUGAACGUCCAGAGUUCACGCUCCCAUGCCAUCUUCACCAUCCACUUGUGCCAAGUGCGGGUGUGCUCCCCUGACAAUGACAAUGCAACAGAUAACCGUCUGGCUAAUGACUCUGAAAUUGAUGAGUUUGAGACUCUGACAGCCAAGUUCCACUUUGUGGACCUGGCAGGUUCUGAGAGGUUAAAGAGAACUGGAGCUACAGGAGACAGAGCGAAAGAGGGCAUCUCCAUCAACUGUGGACUGCUUGCCCUGGGAAAUGUCAUCAGUGCUCUCGGAGACAGGAGUAAGCGCUCCACUCACGUGCCUUACAGAGACUCCAAACUGACCCGGUUGUUGCAGGAUUCACUGGGUGGCAACAGUCAAACCGUGAUGAUCGCCUGUAUCAGCCCGUCAGACAGGGACUUCAUGGAGACCUUGAAUACGCUAAAGUAUGCCAACCGGGCCCGAAACAUCAAGAACAAGGUGAUGGUGAACCAGGACAGGGCCAGCCAGCAGAUCAGCACCCUGAGGACAGAGAUAGCACGGCUGCAGAUGGAGCUGAUGGAGUAUAAAACUGGAAAGCGUAUGGUGGGUGAAGACGGCAUGGAGGGCAUCAACGACUUGGUCCACGAAAACUCCAUGUUGCAGACAGAGAACAACAACCUGAGAGUGAGAGUGAAGGCCAUGCAGGAGACCAUCGAUGCCCAGAGAGCCCGACUCACUCAGAUCCUCAGUGAUCAGGCCAACCAGGCUCUGAACAAAGCAGGUGAAGGUAACGAAGAAAUCGGAAACAUGAUUCAGAACUACAUCAAAGAAAUCGAGGAGCUCAGAGCCAAACUUCUGGAGAGUGAGGCCGUUAAUGAGAACCUCAGGAAGAAUCUGUCCCGGGCCUCCACUCGUUCCUCGCUGUACGCCGGCCCCACCUCCUUCUCCCCGGCCCUCCUCGCUCCGGAGAAGGAGGCCAGCGACGUCAUUGAGAUGGCCAAGAGGGACCUGGAGAAACUCAAGAAGAAGGAGAAAAAGAAGAAGAAGAGUGUUGUCAAAGAGGAGUUCCCAGACAACGAUCAGGAAAGAGGAAAUGAGGAGGCAGAGGUGGUAGGUGACCACAUUAAACAGUUCGAUCAGUCUGUAAAGAUGUUGUUCGCAUUUUACUCACUGUUGUUUCUUUCAAUUCACCAGGAGGGCAGUGACCACGAAGAAGGUGAGGACGCUGAUGGAGAAGAGGAGGACUUUGACAUGGCGGGAGAGGAGACAUCUGAGGAGUCUGAUUCUGAAGAACUGGAAGAGAAAGAAAACGUUCAGGCCGACCUGGCCAACAUCACCUGUGAGAUCGCCAUCAAGCAGAAGCUGAUAGAUGAGUUGGAGAACAGCCAGCGACGUCUGCACACGCUCAAACAGCAGUACGAACAGAAGCUGAUGAUGCUGCAGAACAAGAUCAGAGACACGCAGCUGGAGAGGGACAAAGUCCUGCACAAUAUGGGUUCAGUGGAGUCUGGUACGGAGGAAAAGGCCAAAAAGAUCAAAGCAGAAUACGAGAGGAAGCUGAGCUCCAUGAACAAAGAGCUGCAGAAGCUCCAGUCGGCUCAGAAGGAGCAUGCCCGCCUGCUGAAGAACCAGUCGCAGUAUGAGAAGCAGCUCAAGAAACUCCAGCAGGAUGUGACCGAGAUGAAGAAAACCAAAGUGUCACUGAUGCGCCAGAUGAAGGAACAACAGGAGAGGAACAGGGCCACAGAGUGCAGGAGGAACAGAGAGAUAGCCUCUCUGAAGAAGGACCAGCGCCGAGCAGAGCACCAGCUGAGGCAGCUUGAGGCCCAGAAGAGACAACAGGAGCUGAUCCUUCGCAGGAAGAAUGAAGAGGUGACAGCUCUUAGGCGCCAGGUGAGGCCCAUGUCUGGAAAGGUGAGCAGGAAAGUGAGCCUACCUGAACCUCCUCAGGAAUCCUCUCAUAAAGCAGUCCCAGGAAGGCUACAGUCCUCUGGUCCAAGCCCUUUUAAUGGAGCCAGGAGUUCCCCCGUGCGGAUGGGAAGUAUCUACCUCACCAGAUCAGCCAGGGUUAAGUGGCAGUCACUGGAGCGACGCAUCAAUGACAUCAUCAUGCAGAGGAUGACCAUCUCUAACAUGGAGACAGAUAUGAACCGACUACUGAAGCAACGCGAGGAGCUGACUAGACGAAGGGAGCGAGUGUCCAGGAAGAGAGAAAAAAUGGCGGUAGAUGGGGCGGAUGCCGACCGCUCCCUUGUGUCUCUGAACGAGGAGCUGGAGUCUCUGAGCGCCAACAUCGACUACAUCAACGACAGCAUCGCCGACUGCCAGGCCAACAUCAUGCAGAUGGAGGAGGCCAAGGAGGAAGGAGACACAGUGGAUGCUGCUGCUGUCAUCAGUUCCUGUAACCUAUCAGAGGCCCGCUUCCUUCUUGACCAUUUCAUGACUAUGGCCAUUAAUAAGGGUCUGCAGGCAGCUCAAAAGGACUCCCAGCUGAAGGUGAUGGAGGGCAGGCUGAAGCAGACAGAGAUCAACAGCGCCACGCAGAACCAGCUGCUCUUCCACAUGCUGAAGGAGAAAGCUGAGAUCAACCCGGAGCUGGACGCCCUGCUGGGCAGCGCCCUGCAAGAGUUAGGUUACCUGUCGCCAGAGAACGGAGAUGACAGCAGCAGUGAUGAGUCCACCCCCAGUCCAGCCGCAGAGGGCAGCACACCGGCAUCAGAAUUAAUGAAGAUAUGUAAUGAAUCCAGACCAAGAAGCAAGGCUCGAAGGCGAACUGCCACCCAGAUGGAGCUGCUUUAUGCCAGCAGCGGAGAUUUGUCCUGUGAAUCUCCCACCGGAGACUUUUCAGCCCCUCUGCUGCCCCUCACAGAGCGCCUGGAAGGACCGGCAGAUAUGCAGGGUCAAGCGGUUGGUCAAACCGCUGACCGUGAGCAAACUGUUUCCCCAUCUGCACUGUCUGCCAGGCCAGCUGGCAUUUCCAGAUCCAGGUCACCUACAGGAGCUGAGAGGAAGCAAGUGGAGCGCUCACCGCUCAGCCGCAGGAAGAUGCAAGAGAAAGGAGCCACGGUGUCACACAUCCCAGCGCCUGUACACACAGCUGCAGGUAGCACAGCGGACACGAAAACCAAAGUCAGCGACUACAAAUCCCUGUUGGAGGAAUCACCUGUAUUUGAAGGCCACAGAGGUGUCAUCAACCCCGUGACAGCCCCUAAGAACAGCCGGGGAGCCAAACUUCAGUGCGUUUAUGUAGCUGAAGGCCACACCAAGCCCGUUCUUUGUGUAGAUGCCACUGAUGACCUGCUGUUCACAGGUUCUAAAGACCGUACAUGUAAGGUCUGGAACUUGGUGACAGGUCAGGAGAUCAUGUCUCUGGCUGAUCAUCCCAGCAGUGUUGUCUCAGUCAGGUACACUUCCAGCCUCGUCUUCACUGUUUCCACUGCUUACAUCAAAGUUUGGGACAUACGAGACUCUGCCAAGUGUAUCCGCACACUGACGUCGUCAGGCCAGGUGGGCUCAGGAGACACCUGUUCUUCUGUUCGGAGUUUAUCCAUCCCACCUGGAGAAAGCCAGAUCAAUCAGAUUACUCUCAACCCCUCUGGCUCUUUCCUGUAUGCUGCUGCUGGCAACGCUGUGCGCAUGUGGGACCUUCGCAAAUUUGCGUCCACGGGGAAGCUGACUGGCCAUUUGGGGCCUGUUAUGUGUCUGACAGUCGAAAGGUUGGGCAACGGGCAGGACCUGGUGCUCACUGGUUCCAAAGACCAUCAUAUUAAAAUGUUUGAGGUAACAGAAGGUGCUCAGGGCAGCAUCACCUCCAGCCACACGUUUGACCCCGCCCAUCAGGACAGUGUGGAGUCUCUCACUUUACAUGGAGAUAUUUUCUACAGCAGCUCCAGAGACUAUUAUAUUAAAAAGUGGGACUUGGCCAGUAAGCAAAUGUUACAGUCGGUCAAUGCCAAGGCAGACUGGGUUAGUGCUCUGGGCGUGGUGCCAGGCUCCCCGGUUCUGCUCAGUGGAUGCAGAGGAGGGCUGCUGCGCCUUUGGCACGCUGACUCGCUAGCACCCCUCGGAGAGGUCCAAGGACACGACAGUCCGAUCAAUGGCCUGGCUACUAACAGCAGCCAACUGUUCACUGCCUCUGAUGACCGAACUGUAAAGAUUUGGGAAGCCAGAGGAUCUCUGGAGGAUGGAAUUUACUGACAGCUGAUUCCCGACACAGGAUUGUCCACUGGCUUUCAGUCAAUCAACAUGAAUCAUUUGAGAGGUCACUACAACAUCUUUGACUUGAGAGAUUAUUGAUUUGGGAAUCCAGAGAGGGUCUAUUAUGGCAGGAUAGGCCCCCCCAAAAAAACUUAAAGCAGCCCUAAUGCUUAUCUUGGAUCAGUUUCAGAGAAAUCAGUCUUUCCAGGUGAAUAGAGUUACUGAUAUUUUAGGUCAAACAGAUCAUCAGGGAAACUCUCAAGCUAAUUAUAACGGUGACAGUAAUAGUGAAAGGAAAAGUAUGGAUUUAUUGAUCCAGGAGUUUCCAGUGUUUUAAGCAUUCCCCAAUCAGUAUUCCUUUUUGAAAGAGGAAACCAGAUGAAACUAUUUGCUUCCUUGCACCAAUUGUUCUUCAUCAAAACCAAGACUGGUGAAAAUGUCUGUCCCAAGACAAGACAUGGAGAUAUUUAUGCUCCAGCAAUAACUGUGAGUCUGUUCUUUGUGUUCACAUGAUGUGCAGUGUGUAGUGUCUUCCUGGCAUUGUUGUGCUGCUCCCUUUAUGUAUGCCUGUAUUCUCAGUUAUCAAGGACCAACUGAAACUGCAUAUGGUCUUAAUAUUCAGCUGUUACUGCCAAAGCCACCAGGUGAGAUUAGAGGCCACAAAGUAAGGCUUAGACUGUGCUCCUUUGGUUUAGGCCUAUUUAAAUGAGAACGUUUUCAGAUGAAAACAGUAAAGUAAUUUCCAUGACAGUCCCUGAAAACGGCACAAUUUGAAAACAGGUCUGAGAGUGGAGUGUUUUCAAAAUGCUCCAUUCUCCACCUCAGUGUGAACAGCUAAAACGCUACUUUUUGAAAUCAGGUGGUACUAGCGACAUGCACACUAUGGUUACGACUCCUAUACACAUGCCGCCAACUUGGCGUGGCCUGGCAUGGGAAAUACAGCGUUUUCAACAUCUCUUGUGGUUCCGUCUGAACGCAUUACUUUUCGAAAACAAUAACGAAAAACGAUACUGUUUCCACUGGAUUGUUCUUGUGUAAAUGGGAACUUAGUCAGCGUUAAGUCAUUUUUAUUUAAGUUACAAUAAAAUAUCUCCACCAAAUUGCAUGAAUCACAGCUGAAUAACACUAUUCCUAUAUUACAUAUUGCCUUAUAAAAGCAGAGAACAUUCUUUGCAGAACAUUACCUUUCAAAAGGCUACUUUGUUAAGCAACUUAACAGUAUAUAUUCUAAAAUCCAUGAUAAUUCAAAGUGUAAUUUAAUAUUUUUAAUAAUUAAAUGUAGCUAAAUCACAUGAAAUCAUGUGAAUUUGCCUAGCUUAAGAGGCUAAGACAGAAUCUGUUGUAAUGCUGCUAAGCCAGACUAGUUAGCUUUUAGUAUAACUAGUUUAGCUGAUAUUUUUUGGCAGUUACAAGAAAACAGUAGCUACAGCACAAUUCUUUCAGUUAAAGAAAGCUCAAUUAUGAAGAUACGUGAAUAUUAAAUCGCAUUUUAAAUUUCAAAAACAGUUGGAAAAAGUGCUAGCUAGCUAGCUGCAAAUCUGUUAUUAUAUUUUAUUGUAUUUGCCAACAGAUUGAUUUCCUAGUUGGCAAAACACUUACUAAAUGUCAGAUAUUUUUGACUGCAUAUUGGUCCAAGUUGUUUGGCCUUUUAAAACCCAAGCAGGACAGCCAGAUUGAAACAGAUAAGAAUGGAGGGUUUUCCCUGUUACCUAAACUUGUAACAGUAUCAGACUGAACUGAAUGAUGUGAUUGUAAAUCAUUCGUGUUAAAGGAAUCAACCACCUUGUAAUUCCCAAGUCAUGAGACACAGUAUGAGUUACACUCUUGUGAAAGCAUCCAUCCUUGAAAUGUGUAUAUGUGUGUGUUUUUCCAAAAAAAAAAAAAAAAAAAUGAUGUGAUAGGUUCUUAUUCAGUUGUUCAUGUACAGUACUGUCCACCUCUGCUGUUUUAGUACCUGUAAACUGCACACAUGCUGCAGUUAAAAGCAUUUCAAAGAUCCUUCAAUCUUUCAAACGUGUCUAAAAUGUUAUUUAUUUUUUCUUUGAUUUUGCUGUUGUGUCUUAUCCACUGAAAAUUUUUGAAUUCUUUCCACCUAAUACCUCUGAUAUCUUGCUGUUGUAGACGUUGGACUACACAGAAUUUGUGGAACAAAUAUCUUGAUUUAUACAGGGGUAUUAUCAGUGCCUGUAAUAAAUCCUGAACUGUAUGCAGUGACUAAGAAAUCACUACCUGAUAAAUGUGGGCUAUCCCUUAUUAAAAAGUUCAGGUAAA
This is a messenger RNA of Archocentrus centrarchus (flier cichlid), 7438 nucleotides long. Its product is annotated as kinesin-like protein KIF21A. Bases 350 to 5167 code for a protein of 1605 amino acids. The record is from RefSeq and is a predicted model, not a curated record. The transcript is spliced from 35 exons. Gene Ontology annotation, cellular component: microtubule associated complex. NCBI's taxonomy places the organism in Eukaryota, Metazoa, Chordata, Actinopteri, Cichliformes, Cichlidae. Gene Ontology annotation, biological process: spindle elongation; microtubule-based movement; mitotic spindle organization. Gene Ontology annotation, molecular function: ATP binding; microtubule binding; microtubule motor activity.